Cannabis sativa is the source of this 793-nucleotide messenger RNA. RefSeq lists its product as uncharacterized. The transcript has 3 exons. The coding region runs from base 269 to 793 and encodes 174 amino acids. NCBI's taxonomy places the organism in Eukaryota, Viridiplantae, Streptophyta, Magnoliopsida, Rosales, Cannabaceae. The record is from RefSeq and is a predicted model, not a curated record.
UUUCGUGGAGUGGUUCUUGCUUAGUGGCACUAAGCAUAAAAAUGUACCCAAGUCUAUUUUAGAUGUUGUAGAUAGUGGGAGGUACAAUGAAUUUGCUUGGGGCCGGAGUUCUUUUGAAUUGACUAUUUCCUCAUUGAAGGGUAAGCUUGAUAGUUGGGUUGAGGGGGUUAGGAAGGCAAAGAGUUCGGGAAAGAGGCCGAGUGUUUUUUACACUUUGAUUGGUUGUCCUCAUGUUCUUCAAGUGUGGUUCUACGAGUGUUGUAAGUACAUGAAAGGUAAGUACUGCCAAAAGGAAAGCUCUCGUAUUCCAAGGAUCACUCAGUGGACAUGCAAUAGUCAACCUACUUUCAAAGUUUUGAAGACUACUAUCUUUGAUGUUUCCAAAGAUAAGCUGCAACUUUCAAAUAUGAGGCCCACGGCUGGUGAGUUCAAAGCUUUGAAACUGAGCAGUUUCAAGUUCGACACCGACUUCAACUCUUACAAGAGUCUUCCUGUCCCCGAAGAGCCAACUGUUGCUCAGAGUGACAUUUCUGUCAAGCUUGAGGCCUUUUUUGAGAAAUUUCAUGGGUUGGAGGUCAAGAUCGAUUCGUUGCAUACUUCCCAACAGAAGAUUUCAUCUGAUUUGGUUGAGUUGAAAGAGUUUGUGUCUGCACAGUUUGUUUCUUUUGGUGCUCAGAUGGCUUCAAUGCAGACACGCUUUUCUCUGUUUUUGCCGAUUCCUAUGCCAAGGAAAAAGGCAAAGGACUCUUCCAAUGAUGAUGAUGGAGGUGGUGAUGAAGCGAUUUUGAUUUAA